Molecule: messenger RNA, 1728 nt
Organism: Pyrgilauda ruficollis (rufous-necked snowfinch)
Lineage: Eukaryota; Metazoa; Chordata; Aves; Passeriformes; Passeridae
Gene: GRK1
Product: G protein-coupled receptor kinase 1
Exons: 7
Coding region: 1-1728 (575 amino acids)
Biological process (GO): signal transduction; regulation of signal transduction; protein phosphorylation
Cellular component (GO): cytoplasm
Molecular function (GO): G protein-coupled receptor kinase activity; ATP binding
Source: RefSeq, a predicted model, not a curated record
AUGGACAUCGGGGGUCUGGAGACCGUGGUGGCCAACUCGGCCUACGUGUCGGCGCGCGGCGGCCCCGGCGGCGGCAAGGAGCGGCGCUCCAAGGCGCGGCUCCGCCUGCCCCACAUCUCCCAGUGCGAGGCCCUGCGCGCCCAGCUGGGCGGCACCGCCGGCACCCAGAACGGGGGUCCCGGAGCCCCCAACGGCGCCCCGCCCGGCCACACCCAAGAUGGCGGCCAGGAGACGUCGUUCCGGUGGCAGUGCGUGGAGCAGCCCAUCGGGAAGCUGCUGUUCCGGAGGUUUCUGGAAGGUUCCGCCCAGUUCGCGGCGGCCGGGGCGUUGUGGGCGGAGAUCGAGGCCUUCGAGCAGUGCGAGGACGCCGAGAGGGAGGCGGCGGCCAAGAGGCUGCGGAGCCGGUUCUUCACGCCGGGAGGGUCCGAGCACUGCGGCUUCCUCAGCGCCGCCGCCACCGCGCCGCCCGCAGGCUCCACGCUCCCGUGCGACGCCUUCGUGCCGGCGCGGCGGGAGCUGCUGGCGCACCUGGAGGCGGCGGCCUGGGGGCCGUACCGGGGCUCGCCCGAGUUCAGCCGCUUCGUGCAGUUCAAGUGGCUCGAGAGCCAGGCCGUCAACGCCGACGCCUUCGUGGAGUUCCGCGUGCUGGGCAAGGGCGGCUUCGGCGAGGUCUGCGCCUGCCAGCGCCGCGCCACCGGCAAGAUGUACGCCAACAAACGCCUCAACAAGAAGCGCCUCAAGAAGCGCAAGGGAUACGAGGCGGCGCUGGUGGAGAAGCGGAUCCUGGCGCGCGUCCACAGCCGCUUCAUCGUGUCCCUGGCCUGCGCCUUCCAGACCAAGACCGACCUCUGCCUCGUCAUGACCAUCAUGAACGGCGGCGACCUGCGGUACCACAUCUACAACGUGGACGAGGAGAACCCGGGCUUCGCGGAGCCGCGCGCGGUUUUCUACACGGCGCAGAUCCUGCUGGGGCUGGAGCACCUGCACCAGCACCGCAUCGUCUACCGCGACCUCAAACCCGAGAACGUCCUGCUCGACGACGCCGGUGGGGACACGGGGACACUGGGGGGACAGGGGGACACUGGGGGCAUUGGGGACACUGGGGGGUUCAUGGCCCCCGAGCUGCUCAAGAACGAGGACUACGAUUGGUCGGUCGAUUACUUCACGCUGGGGGUGACGAUCUACGAGAUGCUGGAGGCCAAGGGCCCCUUCCGCCGGCGGGGGGAGAAGGUGGAGAACAAGGAGGUGACGCGGCGCAUCCUGAACGACCCCGUGACCUACUCGGAGAAGUUCAGCGCGGCGGCGCGCGAGGCCUGCGAGGGGCUCCUGGCCAAGGACCCCCAGGCCCGCCUGGGCUUCCGCGACAACGACUGCGCCCAGCUGAAGGCCCACCCCUUCUUCGGCAGCAUCAACUGGGGGCGCCUCGAGGCCGGCCUGGUGCCCCCGCCGUUCGUGCCGGACCCCCGGCGCGUGUACGCCAAGGACCUGGGCGACGUGGGGGCCUUCUCCACGGUCAAGGGCGUGGAGCUGGACGCGGGGGACGCGGCGCUGUGCGACGCCUUCGCCUCGGGCACCGUCCCCAUCCCCUGGCAGGAGGAGCUGAUCGAGACCGGCGUCUUCGAGGAGCUCAACGUUUGGGGGGCCCCGGGGACGCUGCCCCCCGACCUGGACCCCAGCGCCGCGGGGGGGGCCGGCGGGGGCAAGUCCUCCACCUGUCAUCUGCUCUGA